Messenger RNA from Choloepus didactylus (southern two-toed sloth), 3628 nucleotides. RefSeq names its product death-inducer obliterator 1-like. Gene Ontology annotation, cellular component: Set1C/COMPASS complex. The record is from RefSeq and is a predicted model, not a curated record. Lineage: Eukaryota; Metazoa; Chordata; Mammalia; Pilosa; Megalonychidae. Gene Ontology annotation, biological process: apoptotic signaling pathway; positive regulation of DNA-templated transcription.
UUACUCCAUUGGAGCAGUCUGUAGAUAAUCUGACUUGUCGAAAACAGGAAUCCUGUUAUUUGUGAACAGUGACUGACAUCAGCAAUGUCUUGAGUCCUGGCUGUUUGUGACUUCAUUGGCCAGGAUUUUCAUAGUAUUUAGGACUUCAGAAAAAAGUCUCCAAGGUUUCAGUGUGUUGGGGAGGGUUUCAUUCUAUACCACCCAUUCUUCUAGGAUGGAACAUGGUAUAAAUUCAGUGUCAUCAUUAGCAUUUAAAUGUGGUUGAAGCUUGGACACCUUGGAAAAGAAGUUUUAAGCAUUAGGUAUGGAUGAUAAAGGAGAUCCAAGCAGUGAUGAAAUGCCUAAGACCAUCAAACCCACAAGCAAGGAGUUCAGGAAAACAUGGGGUUUUCGAAGAACCAGGAUUAAGAAGCGAGAGGGUGCAGGAGAUGCUGAAGUCGGUUCUCUGGAACAGCAGCCUCAGCAGCAGCAGCAAAGCCUCUCCUUGCGCCGCAGUGGCAGGCAGCCGAGGCGUACGGAGAGAGUGGAAGAAUUUCUUACCACAGUCAGACGCAGAGGAAGAAGGAACGUUCCUGUCUCCCUGGAAGAGUCCAGUGAGCCAACAUCUUGUCCAGUUACGGAUUCGGAAACUGCGUCUGAGGGGAGCGUAGACAGCGCCGCAGAGAUGAAAAGCGGUCCCGGGUCUGGUUGCACGUGUGUCGAGGAGCAGCCAGCCUCGUCUGAAGACGCCGAAGGAGGCGAUGGCAACGAUGGCGCCUCCGACGGUGACAGCGAUGUUAACGAUGACACCUCCGACGGUGACAGCGGUGGGUCGACUUUGCAAGAGCCGCAGACUCGCCGUCGGAGGAAGCGGGAACGAGAGCCGCGCGACAGGCCUCCGGGAGGGACGCGGCGCCGCCUGCGGGAGAAGCGGCGGGAGGAGGCGCCCGCCGGGACCGCUGGCGCUGAAGCCGGCCCCGCCGCGGAGAGCUCGCGGCCCGGGGAGCAGGAGCCCGGGCCCGGUCGGGCAGCUGUGUCCCGGGCAGCACGAGACGAGCAAGCCAGCAGGCUGGAGGGGAAAGCGUCUGAGGGAACUGAGGAGGAAGAGCCUGGGGACGCCACGAGACGCAGGCGAGACCGUGAGGUCCACGACCCCAGCGCCCUGUACUGCCUGUGCCGGCGGCCUCAGGACAGGUUCAUGAUUUGCUGCGAUCGGUGUGAAGAAUGGUUUCAUGGCGACUGUGUGGGCAUUUCUGAGGCUCGAGGGAGGCUUUUGGAAAGGAAUGGGGAAGAUUAUAUCUGCCCCAAUUGCACCAUUCUGCAAGUGCAGGAUGAGGUGAAUUCAGAAAACACAGAUCAGCAGGACACUAAAUUUAGCCCUGGAAAUGCUGAUGGCACAGAGUUUACGAGUAUAGGAACAGUCGAACAAAAAUCUAGUGAAGACCAAGGAAUUAAGGGUAGAAUUGAGAAAGGUGCACAUCCAAGUGGCAACAAAAAACUCAAGAUAUUUCAGCCUGUUAUAGAGGCUCCCGGGGCCUCCAAGUGUGUUGGUCCUGGGUGUUCUCGUGUGGCACAGCCUGACUCGGUUUACUGCAGCAAUGACUGUAUUCUUAAACAUGCUGCAGCUACCAUGAAAUUUCUAAGUUCAGGUAAAGAACAAAAACCCAAACUUAAAGAAAAGACCAAGAUGAAACCAGAAAAGCUCAGUCUUCCAAAAUGUAGCAUUCAGGCGGGCAUUAAAAUUUCUUCUGUGCACAAGAGACCAGCUCCAGACAAAAAAGAAAACAUUGUGAAGAAGACUGCGGUGGCACCUUCCAGGAAUGAAGCACUUAUUAAGGAAACAACUUCUGAAAGCACACCUUCUUGGGCAAGCGAUCACAAUUACAAUGCAGUAAAGCCAGAAAAGACUACUGCUCUUUCGCCAUCACUGUUGUAUAAAUGUAUGUAUGACCUAGGGGCUAGCCUCGUGGACCCUUCCCGUUCCCUCUGGAUAGCCAUCCGCUUUGUCUGUCCAGGAUUAGGAUUGUUAGCCGUGUUUUUAUUCUGGUCGUAAACACUUGAUGCGCCCAGGAUGAAGCAGAUGCCCAUAUCUGAGAUGCCUCCUGAGGUCCUGUACAUACAUCCUUAGUCUGUUUUGACUUGUCAUCAUUGUUUUCAAAAAGCUGUACAAACUCAUUGCUGUUUUACCUUGAUAAUUGAUCUCUCUUUAAUCUCUGUUUUCAUUAUCAGACUCUGGUAAGUAUUUAUAUUAUCUUCAAAACAAAAUUGGAUUUAAUAGGUACACUGCCGAGCACUCAAAAUUCAUCGUUGUCCAAACAUCAGUUAGUUUUAGUAUGCCCUGUUAGCUUUAGCAGUUUUUCCACAUUAUCUGCUUUCAGUCCAUAUAAUCAUCGGUUCUUUCUUAUGUUACGGAAAUCCCUUUGUGCCGGUUAGAUCUGAUACUCAGUUUAUGCAUGAUUUUCAGGAGUUAAAUUUAUUUUUGAGUGGACAGGUAGGAAUUUUUUCAUGUUUAGCUCACCUACGACACACCCACAUAAACACCCAUUUGAAUUUUGAAGGCCCAUUUUACUCCUUCUUAGUAAGUACCCAGGUGAGUGAGUAUGAUGUACUUUCCACACUUUUAAUGUCCUCACUGCAGGUAAGGUUUGAUAUUUUAGGUAUAACUGGCUGUCUCACCCUUCUCUUAAAUGCUUAGACUACCCCCAAUUUCACAUUAUUGGAAGAAACUAAGAUACUUUAGACAGACAUUUUAAAUCCCAGGUUAGAUGUCACUUGAAUCUUUUCUGUUUGUUCCAGCUUCUCAGCCUAAAGCUCCAAAGUUAAAUUUUUAGAAAUUUAAGAUCCCUAGGGCACAUCUUUUUCUAUUAUUUUAAGAUUUUCAGUCUUUUUUUUAUUCAGUCUAUAGUACAUUUGGUACCUUUUUUCAAAGUCCCAAAAAGUUGGAUAUCCCUAAAUUCAGUAUUCUGAAAGUGCACUGCGGCCUCCAGUCAGCCUUUUAACAAAUCACCUACAGGAGGUGCUCAUGAGAGCAGGCUCUGGAUCAAGUAUAUGGUUGAAAAUACAUGUCACCAAAUACUCCUUGUGAGAAUGUAACAGCACCAAGACUUAAGAAGUGGAAUCACAAAUAAAUUGCAAAGCAUUACUGGAAUAUUUUCAAAGUUUCAGAUUUUAGAAGUAAGUUGUUAAAUAACAGAAUUAACCAAUUGCGUGUGAAGGGUCUCUACACCUUAGCUUAUUUGAGCCUAGAAUUUCAGCUCUAGGAUUUUCAUCAAAUUAUGGCACCGCUAUAAAAUAGCACUUUUAUAGAAGUAACGGACAUACCUACAAAUAAACAUCACCCACCUGCAAAUGGGUGGGAAGCAGUUGAGUUUUAAUACUGUGCUGAAAUGCUUUAAGGUGGUUAUAGGCAUGUAACAAUAAAGGAAAGCAAAACUGGGACUAUAACCACAAUACAGAUAAUUGGGUGGUUAAUCUCACUUCAGUUCAUUUCAGACUGUGUCCGACAGAAUUGGAAAGCUGUCCCUGAAACCCCAACUGGGGAGUCUCGGGAGGCCACAUACAUCGGAGAAGGGAAAUGGUGUUGGGGAGCGUGGGACAAAGGAUGGUCCUAAUCCCUGGAACCUCAAGUUCUUUCUUUUCACCUCCCCCG